Messenger RNA from Papaver somniferum (opium poppy), 1707 nucleotides. RefSeq lists its product as uncharacterized. The coding region runs from base 1 to 1707 and encodes 568 amino acids. Lineage: Eukaryota; Viridiplantae; Streptophyta; Magnoliopsida; Ranunculales; Papaveraceae. The transcript has 4 exons. The record is from RefSeq and is a predicted model, not a curated record.
AUGAUCAAGCACUGCAGAGUUGCCUACAAGGAUGCUGAAGUUUUCUUGGCUAAAGCACAUGAUAAACAAUACUUCUUUGGUAACACUAAUACCAUUAGGAAGACUGUCUCAACUGUUUCAUCAAGCAAUGCUCCAGCUUCAAGGGGAAAUCAAAAGAAGUUUGUGAAGAAUGAAAAUGGAGAUGAUGCUGCAAAUGAGGAAGACUCCAGACUUGGAAAAAGGCCAAGAAGCACUAAUAGCACCAUGUCUACUGAAGGAAGUGUUGAAAACAUCUCUUCCAACAGCAACACAACACCCAUUACAGUCAAUCAGACUUCUCUAAAAAUCACCACUGGAGAUAAUCUAAGCUAUGCUGCAAAGAAGGAUAGUCAGGAAGAUCCUAGCAAACUAGAAUUUCUUCUUACUUGUAUGUAUGGGUACUCUCAACAUGAUAAGAAAAAAGAACAAUGGAGUUUCAUUCAACAAAUUAGUACUCAAAAUAGUAGUCCUUGGAUUGUGUUAGGAGACCUAAACUUCCAUAUUUUAGACAGCUCUAACAGUACUUCCUCUUCCAUGGAUGGUUGGGUUAAUAAUUUAGUGGCUAACAGUGGCUUAGAAGAUAUUGGUUUUGUAGGGAAAGACUACACAUGGACUAGUAAUAAUUUAGGUACUGGUACCAUGAGAUCUAGGAUUGAUAUGGCUUUAGGCAAUGGAGAAUGGAAUACUCAUUUCCCUAACUCUAAAUUGUUUCAUCUCACCCAAGAACUAAUUGCUGGAAACCUUUUAAAAAUUUUCUUACCUGGCUUAAUGAUAAUGCUUGCUCUAAUAAUAUUGCUAAUACUUGGAAAAAAUAAUGUUGUUGCUUCACCUGGGUUUCAACUUGUCAAAAAACUUCAGUUCACAAGGAAAGAUUUAUCUAAGUGGAACAUGGAACAUUUUGGGGAUAUUAACAUUAAGGUUGAUAAUCUUCAAAAAGAACUAGAUGUACUUCAAGCACAACCACAAGGUAUUGUUUCUGAAGAACAAAUCAAGUCAAUUAAUUUGGAGCUGAGCAAGUGGAAUAAAACCAAGAGUGAAUUCUAUCACCAGAAAUCAAGAGAGCAUUUCAUUAAGGACAUGGACAACAAUAGCAAAUAUUUCCAUACAAGAACCAAUAGGAAGAGAACAAGAAAUAAUAUAGAUUCAAUCAAGAAUCACAAUAAUGUCCGGCUUCACUCAAGAGAGCAAAUUUCAAGUCAUCUUACUUCUCAUUUCAGAGAAAUCAGUACUUCUACUUCUCCUAUUCUGGAGGACGAUUAUUACCAUGUUCUUCCUACAGUUAUUAAUUCUGAGGAUAAUUCACUUCUUACAAGGAUUCCAUCUCAAGAAGAAAUAUUUUCUACUCUCAAAUCCAUGCAGAACUGGAGUGUUCCAGGUCCAGAAGGCUUCCAAGCAGGCUUCUAUAAAAGUCAGUGGGAUACUGUAGGCACAGAUGUAUGCCAAAUGGUUUCAAUAUUUUUUGAAACUAAACACAUUCUUAAGCAAAUCAACAAUACUUACAUUUCUCUUAUUCCUAAGAAAAAGAAAUGCAUUUCAGCUGCUGAUUAUAGGCCAAUUGGCUUACGAAACACUUCCUACAAGAUUAUUUCAAAAAUCUUAGUAGGAAGAAUGGAACCUCUUAUGCCUAAGAUUGUCUCCCCAUUUCAAGCUGCCUAUGUUUCAGGUAGGCUUAUUAGUGAUAACAUGUAA